Miscanthus lutarioriparius is the source of this 1215-nucleotide messenger RNA. The record is from the annotation of a GenBank genome assembly. Lineage: Eukaryota; Viridiplantae; Streptophyta; Magnoliopsida; Poales; Poaceae.
AUGGCGAUGGAGAAGAAGGGCUGGAAGGCGAGAGAUGUUGCUGCCGGUGCUUUCAGCAUGGACUUGGAGUUGGUGGUGGGCGAGGACGACGACGACGACGCGGUGCCGGCGAUACCGCCACCGCAGACGCCGCUGGAGCCCAUGGAGUACCUCUCUCGGUCGUGGAGCGUGUCGGCGUCGGAGAUCUCCAAGAUUCUCGUCGGUGGAGGAGGCAAGAAGAGCAGCGCUGUUGCCUCGGCGAGCCGGCUUCCGGAGGUGACUAUACCGGAGCAGUCCGUGCUCGCCGCCACGUCCUCCUCCAUCGUUCCUCUUCCGUGUCAUCAGCAGCAGCACAGGGAUGCAAGAAGAUAUUCCAUGAGCAGCGGCCACCACAACCACCAAUCGAUCGGCAAAUGGUUCCAGGUUCACCAAAGGGAGACAUGCCGGGCGAAGCAGAGCGGCAAGGAGAAGCAGCGCGCCGACAAGGCGCACGUGCAUGCCAUGGUGUCCGUGGCCCGGGUCGCGGCCGCGGUGGCCGCCGUCGCGGCUGCCACGACCACGAGCUCCGACACGCAGGCGGCUACCAAGAUGGCCACGGCCAUGGCGUCGGCCACCGAGCUGUUAGCCUCCCACUGCGUCGAGGCAGCUCAGCAUGCGGGGGCGCGCCACGAUCAGGUGGCUGCCGCCGUGCAGGCCGCGGUUGGCGUCAGAAGCCCCGGUGAUCUGAUGACGCUCACGGCGGCCGCAGCAACCGCUUUGCGAGGAGCAGCGACACUGAAGCAGAGAGUGCAGAGAGAGACUAGGAGCAAUGCGAGUGUCCUCCCGUAUGAGAAAGGGAACUCGUGGAGCCCGGACAUCUGGUGCAAAGAGGGGGAGCUGUUGAAACGCACAAGGAAAGGGGGUUUGCACAAAAUAAGAGUAUCUAUCUACAUCAACAAGAGGUCACAGGUGAUACUGAAGCUGAAAAGCAAACACAUAGGAGGUGCGCUGUCAAAGAACAACAAGAGCGUGGUUCACGGCGUGUACAGCGAGCUGCCAACGUGGGCUGAGCCAGGGAAGGACUGUACGGAGGAGACAUGCUGCUUCGGCCUUAGCACGGCGCAAGGUCUAGUGGAGUUCGAGUGUGACGGCAACGCGAGCAAGCAGAGGUGGGUUGACGAUGUGCAGAACCUGCUUCGUCAGGCGGCUCUGCAUGAUCAAGUAGGAAAUAAACUGGGAUUAGUAAAACUCAGCUAG